AUGCGUGUAAAGCGUGCUGUACUUUGGAAAAACGAUCAUGCUCCUCCCAGCGAAAUAUCUACGACGGGUUCAUUCCGGUCAAGCUUGUCUGUCAGUGACGAUGAACACGCGCGAAGGUGUUCCAUAAUACCUGACUUGAGCAAGCGUCGGCGAUUUUUCAAGCUCCCUUCGCACCAUAGACGGCGAUGCUACGCUCUCGACUCCCCUGAAUCACCGACGACCCUGUCGCGGGUUCCUCGGUACGAGUCUCGCCUCUCCGCGGCCAAUAUCGCAAAUUCCGACUGCUCCUCGUCGACGUGCAGCGACUCGUCCAUAUCUUUGCACAUUGCCAGCGACGCGAGCGAGUUUCCAGACGAAGAAGAGGCGGCCCGUUGGCAGCAGGCGUUCGAGCUCUUCGACCGCAACUGCGACGGCCUCAUCACCGCCCAAGAACUGGGCGCCGUCAUGCUCACCCUCGGCUACGAAGCGUCCAAUAUAGAAGUCGAACGCAUGGUUGCCCAGGCAAACACAUCCGGAAAGGACAACGUCGACUUCAGGGAGUUCAUGGCGUUGCUGGCCCAACAGCCCGACGCUCCCAGCGAAAAUAUUCAGGAAGAAAUCGAAGUGCUCUUCAAGAUUUUCGACAAGUACGGCCAGGGCUACAUUACAGCAACAGACCUUCGACAUGUCAUGUCUUCCUUGAACGAGUCUGUCACGGACAGAGAGCUGGACACUAUGAUGUUCGCAGCAGACAAGGAUGGUGAUGGACUCGUCAGCUACGAGGAGUUCGUAGCUCUUUUCUCGCCGGAUCAAGUCGUUGAAGAACCAGCAUAA
Dermacentor andersoni is the source of this 813-nucleotide messenger RNA. NCBI's taxonomy places the organism in Eukaryota, Metazoa, Arthropoda, Arachnida, Ixodida, Ixodidae. The record is from RefSeq and is a predicted model, not a curated record.